Molecule: messenger RNA, 477 nt
Organism: Ustilago hordei
Lineage: Eukaryota; Fungi; Basidiomycota; Ustilaginomycetes; Ustilaginales; Ustilaginaceae
Exons: 3
Coding region: 1-477 (158 amino acids)
Source: RefSeq, a predicted model, not a curated record
AUGUCGGAACACGUGGCACUAUACGUCCUUUCAGGAUCCUCAUCGAAGGGUGAGAUUGUCCUCAAACAUAUCCGAUCAAGCGACUUCAUCGACGAAAUCAAUAGCGGUGAAGGCCCACGCGAAGAGUGCGGUCUCUACAACCUCAUUCAGCUGGUGCAACCUUCCGAUUCCUCGAUCAAGCUCAACUCUGAGAAGGACGUGCUAGAAUACCAUUCCAAGCUGUUGAAGGACAAUGCAAGUGCAAAGGUCGACGGCAAAGAUGCCAAGUGGAACGGAAACUGCGUUUUGAUCGCAGACAAGGAUCAGGACGAUUUGGUUUAUGUGCUGCAGUUGCAAGGUGGGGAAGUGGAGCAGAGAUUGAAAGCUAAAGCCAGGUCCUCAGUUGAGGUGGCUUCCAACGUCUCAAUUGCCAACAUGUCGAUUCAGGAGUACAAGGACAUGAGCGGCAAUGCCGAAGUCUACGACGCUGGGCAAUAG